Molecule: messenger RNA, 2546 nt
Organism: Pecten maximus
Lineage: Eukaryota; Metazoa; Mollusca; Bivalvia; Pectinida; Pectinidae
Exons: 6
Coding region: 266-1930 (554 amino acids)
Source: RefSeq, a predicted model, not a curated record
UUGAUUAAAGGGACAAGAGGCGGACCCGGAAUGCGCGAGCCAGUCGGCCCUUCGCUCAGAUAGCUGUCCUCACGUUCGUUACAUUGAAGGGCGUUUUUGUUUUGUCAAGAGAUAGAGCUCGUUUUAAAAUAGUUUUGUUUAAAGUUUAAAAUACAGCGGUCCAUUGUUGGUGGAACCAGAUAUAUGUCGUGUCGUUGUAGAGAUCGGUAUUAGUUACGGAGACGGAGUUAACACGGAUGUGGAAUCUAUAACGUGUCACAAAACGAUGAAGAUGCUUUUGGUGAUAAUAUUGGCUUGUGUCACAUGUAACACAGGAGCGUGGAAAUCAACCCCGGGAGACGGAACGUUAUUCCCGGGGGUCGAGGACAUACCUCCUCACGCCCUCUUCCAUGAGGAAUACCUGGACACCCCAUCUAACAUCUCCGAGGGAAUAGAGGUCGAUAUUGGAUCAGUAUUUCCGGGAGAUGUCACGUGGGGCGAAUCAUCCAGCGACAAAUUCGGGGUAUACGUCUUGGCUUAUCAGGACAGUCAUCAUUUCUCCUCGGAUAAGGAACCGAAAGUACAAAUUGAAGCUUCAUUUACUUCCGGAAGGUUAGAAAUUAGGAUUUAUCCCAUGGAAGUUCCUUUCCCGGCGUCUUUGGAUGUGCCUCUAAAUGGGGCUGGAUUUGUGUCGGCCAACGUAUUGUGCUUGACGUUGGCCGUAUUGGGAAGCAUACUUGACCAUCGAGUCAGUUUAUUGUUUGGUAUCGUGGUGUCGUGUGCUCUGGUUUCCUGUGUGGAUCCGUACCUUUGGUCAGGUGAUAUCAGGUGCCACGUGACCAUACUGUACCCAAGAAACAUCACAUUUUCCAAUAUCAGCAUAGUUGUUCCAGAGGGAAAGAUUUCUAUUCCACCGAAGGAAAACAGAGUCACUACAGGAGAUAUAUGGUGCUCAACGAACUACACCACAACAGGGUGUCCAUUUUGUUGCCAUGGUAACGGAUUCUGCGGUCCUGGCAAUGUUUGUAUUUGUCGAGAAAACUAUGACAACGAAACUAACUGCGAGAGUGAAUUGAAGCCAAAAUUCAAGUUAUACACCGGAAGUAUGGACCCAAGACUGGCAAGAUUCGAUUCUCUCGACCUUUAUAAGCAUUUAAUCGUCGGCAAACGUCGGGAUGACGGAGUUGCCAGAAUUGUGACCGAAAUUAGAUCACGUGAUGCGAAUGGGAAUGAGAUCGUGAUCGGUGUCAAAAAAGGGAAACACAUUAAGGACAUUGUGGUUACCGGAAGUGAGGAGAGACGUAUCAAGUGGAUUAAUUCAUGUCAUAUUCUUGUGACGUCAGCCAAAACCAGCAAACCAAGCGAAAAAGACUCCGCUAUCAUAAACACGUGUGAUACGCGUAGCGAAGUUAGAAAGAAUGAUACAAAGAAAAGAAGGAAAAGAAAGAAAAAAGAUAUUAGUUUUUUGUCGAUCAAAAAAAAGUCUUUUGAAACAAUCAUCGAAAAGUCAUCUCAAAAUAUCGUAGAUACUACGAGCGAAAAUGAUUUCUUGUCUGCCAGUUUUAAAGUGUUAGGCAAUGACGAAAAUCAUUCGAAGUGGAAGAAAACGUUUACAAAAGUACCAAUCAAUGUCAAACGUUGUGGCGAGGGUGAUUUAUCCUCCACGGUAUAUGCAAGCGUAUUAGUGAAAAAUAGUGACAGUGAUAUGAUGCCGGUGUUAGAAUAUAAAGCAAUAGCGGAUUAUUAUCCGGGCAGUUUUUAUGUAAAAUUGCCUGCAAAACAAAAAACAGACAAAAUUUUAUCAAAUGGAAACACACAUCCUCUGCGCAUGUGCAAUCACUUCCGAAAAUCAUCGAUCAAAGUGUGUCACAAAAACCAAAGGGUGUUGGCUUCAAAUAUAUCGGAAAGCUGCGCCUCACUGCUUUGGUCGGACGGACAGACAGAAUGUUAGUGAGGACAGCAGACAUAGUGCCAUAGACACGUGUGAGCGAGGAUACUACGCUCUCCAAUCUUACUGUGAUAGUGUAUCAUCGAUUGCUGACUCUAAUUUGUGUCUAGAGUCGUUUACCGAGCAGGAAACAUUUCACGUAAGCAAGGACACAUACGUGAUAUUUAGAGUGAUGUUUCCGGACGGUCACACAGUCCGGUCUCCCGUGUAUCGAUUUAACAGUAGUGCUGCUCACGUAACUGAGCCUAUCGUGUUAGAAGGAAUCAACGUUAUUCCAAAAAUAUUAAAUUUUAGCAUAAAUCCGCCUGACCCGCAUCCAAACCAGGGGUACGAGGCGAUCAUCCGAUACAGGUGCGUGUCGGACACAACAAAACUGCACAUGCGCGUAGAAGGGGAUGAUAGUUAUACCAGUGACGUCACCUGUUACGGAAACCAGCAAUGUGAUUGUUGCACCCUCCAUGUUGCCGGUGCGACUGCGCAUGUUACGGAUACAGUAAAAAUAGAGUUAUCCGACUCAUAUUCCGGUGUGAAUAUCACGCAACAAUAUCGUGUGAUGUUUUAGUUGCGACUGAAAUGUUUUUGUUAUUUGUUUUGUCGAAUAAAAGUGUGUUACAUUAAU